CGUACGUAGUUGAUGGCGUUAGACUUAGAUGCAUCGUUGCCGGCGUAGUUGGGACACAGAUCUCUCAUGUGCUCACGCAUGGGGACGCUAAGCUGCGCUGCUGACAUGACCUCCGGCACGAAGCUACAGCACCACCAGCCAGCAGCGCCAACAUCGCCCACCGCCUCCUUCUCGGAGUCGAACAUCGUCGCCUCGUCCGCCGACCCCGACGCCAUCGACGCCCUAGCGGGCCUGCAAGCGCUGAGGUUCGAUGGAGACAUCGACGGCGAGAUCCAGUCCCCGGACCUCGCCAUGUGGGAGUCGCUCUUCGCCGACCAGAUCGGUGCCGGCGCCGCCUCGAGCGCCGACUUCUUGAUGUCCUCCCCAAGGAGGGACUUCAGCCCUCUGAGGGACUUCAUGGCGUCUUCUCCCAAGAGAGACUACAUGGUGUCUUCCCCCAAGAGGGACUACAUGAUGUCUUCACCCAAGCGAGACUACAUGGUGUCCUCCCCUAAGAGAGAGAUGGUCGGCUCCCCAAGGAGAACCUUCUCCAACCUCUACAACAACAGCACCAGCCAACAGAGCUACAUGCAUGGCACCUUGCACGGCAUGGACACGGGGAGCCCCAACAAUCUCGUCAGCUAUGGUGGCAAGGGGAAGUCGUCACAGAGCCCGCUCCACAAGGGGUUCGUCAACAACGCCCACAGCAACAGCAGCAAAAGCAACCUUUCGUGCACCUCGUCCUACGUUAACAGCAGCGAGAACCUUCCUCUCCCAUCCAUGAACUCCUCCUUCCUGGAGGACGGGUACCUGGCGUACCAGCUGCCGCCAGAGAAGGACAGCGGCGGCAGCUCCUCUGCCGGCACCAGUGCCACGCAGCUGCCGACGCUGUCCGAGUGCCUGGCGAUGCCGGAGCCAGUAUACGGAGCCAGGGACGAGGCGGCGGUCGGCAGAGGGAUUCCGUCGGGAGGUUUGCAGCCUGAUCACCUCUACUACCCCAGCCAGUUCGGAGCUGCAGAUGUCUUGCCGUUGCAGCACCAAAUGGCAAAGCCUGACCAGUGGGCGGAUUCUUCCUCCUUGCACAGCAUGCUGGGGUCAGUAAUACAGUCAGAUCAGGUUGAGCAGGAACAGGACAGCGGUCUUCAGCUGGUGCACCUGCUGCUGGCGUGCGCCGACUUCGUGUCCAAGGGCGACCAGCCCUCCGCCCUCCGCCACCUCCACCUCCUCCGGCGCGUCGCCUCGCCGCUCGGUGACUCCAUGCAGCGCGUCGCCUCCUACUUCGCCGACGCGCUCGCCACUCGCCUCUCGGUCUCCUCCGGCACCGCCAUCUCCCCGCGCGGCGCGGGUGCUCCUUACCCCUUCCCGCCGUCGGCUGAUACCCUGAAGAUUUACCAGAUCCUCUACCAGGCAUGCCCUUACAUCAAGUUCGCUCACUUCACGGCCAACCAGGCCAUCUUCGAGGCCUUCCACGGCGAGGACCGCGUCCACGUCGUCGACCUGGACAUCCUCCAGGGCUACCAGUGGCCGGCUUUCCUCCAGGCGCUCGCGGCGCGGCCGGGUGGCCCGCCGACGCUAAGGCUGACGGGGGUGGGCCACCCGGCCACGGCUGUAAGGGAGACCGGGCGGCACCUUGCCUCCCUCGCCGCGUCGCUGCGUGUGCCGUUCGAGUUCCAUGCCGCCGUGGCAGACAAGCUGGAGAGGCUGCGCCCCGCCGCUUUGCAGCGCCGCGUCGGGGAGGCGCUGGCCGUGAACGCAGUGAACCGCCUGCACCGCGUCCCCGGCACUCACCUCGGCCCGCUGCUGUCUAUGAUCCGCGACCAGGCUCCCAAGAUUAUGACGCUCGUUGAGCAGGAGGCUGGUCACAACGGCCCAUACUUCUUGGGCAGGUUCCUGGAGGCACUCCAUUACUACUCGGCGAUCUUCGACUCGCUCGACGCGACAUUCCCGGCAGACUCGGCACCACGGAUGAAGGUGGAGCAAUGCCUCUUGGCUCCUGAGAUCCGCAACGUGGUGGCAUGCGAGGGCGCCGAGCGGGUGGCACGUCACGAGCGGCUGGACCGGUGGCGCCGCAUCAUGGAGGACCGUGGAUUCGAGGCCGUGCCGCUAAGCCCGGCGGCCGUCGGCCAGAGCCAGGUCCUGCUAGGGCUUUACGGCGCGGGUGACGGGUACCGGCUCAACGAGGACAAUGGGUGCCUCCUCCUCGGCUGGCAGGAUCGCGCCAUCAUCGGCGCCUCAGCGUGGCGGUGCUAAUCAAAGGAUCCGUCGUGGCUGGACAAGAUGGAGGAGGUGUUAUAUGUGUGGGUGUGUUUAUUUUCUUUGUUGGUUGACUAGCCGAAUUUCCGGCAACUCACUGUGACAAGUUUGUA
Hordeum vulgare subsp. vulgare (domesticated barley) is the source of this 2345-nucleotide messenger RNA. Its product is annotated as GRAS family protein RAM1-like. Gene Ontology annotation, biological process: regulation of DNA-templated transcription. The record is from RefSeq and is a predicted model, not a curated record. NCBI's taxonomy places the organism in Eukaryota, Viridiplantae, Streptophyta, Magnoliopsida, Poales, Poaceae. The coding region runs from base 67 to 2229 and encodes 720 amino acids. Gene Ontology annotation, cellular component: nucleus. The transcript has 3 exons. Gene Ontology annotation, molecular function: sequence-specific DNA binding; DNA-binding transcription factor activity.